Molecule: messenger RNA, 2745 nt
Organism: Drechmeria coniospora
Lineage: Eukaryota; Fungi; Ascomycota; Sordariomycetes; Hypocreales; Ophiocordycipitaceae
Product: binuclear zinc transcription factor
Exons: 5
Coding region: 1-2745 (914 amino acids)
Biological process (GO): DNA-templated transcription; regulation of DNA-templated transcription
Cellular component (GO): nucleus
Molecular function (GO): zinc ion binding; DNA-binding transcription factor activity, RNA polymerase II-specific; DNA binding
Source: RefSeq, a predicted model, not a curated record
AUGACCGGCUCGUCCGACAACGAGUCGUCCGGCAACGGCGUCCAGGCCGCCCAGAGCCCCAACGGCGACUCCAACGGCUCCCACGGUUCCCACGGCGGCCCCGACGACGGCCGUCGGGACGGCGGCGGCGCCAUUCUCGACAAUGCCAGCGUCCCCAAGCCCAAGCGCCUCGCCUGCAUGAUAUGUCGCAAGCGCAAGCUCAAGUGCGAUGGCCUCCGUCCCAGCUGCAGCACCUGCUCCAGGCUGGGCCAUUCGUGCGCCUACGACGAGCAGAGGAGGAAAAGCGGCCCCAAGCGUGGGUACGUCAAGGCGCUCGAGGAGCGGUUGAGUGAGUCACCGUCGGUCCCCGUCGUCGCCGUGGCAAGGAUGCCCGUCGCUGACCUUGCCUUGGCUCCAGAGCAAGUCGAGACGCUGCUGAAGACGCAGGAUCCCGUCCCGUCGACAAACGCCGGCCCCGUCAAGGGCCUGGCCAUGGCCCACCCGCCGCCCGGCGUCGCUGGCCUGGCCCUCGCGAACCCGCCAAUGUCCGUCGCCGCCGACGGCGAGAUGGACGCCCCGUGGGCCCAUUUCGGCGCCGAUUCCCCCCGGCCGGGCGCGCUCGACGACUUUCACUUCAACGCGAGCAUGGGCAUCCAGAUGAACGGCGUCGGCGGCAACUUCACCUGGGAGAUGAUCGGCCUCGGCCUCGAGGAGCCGCUACCCCCCCAGGAGACCAUCGACGAGCUCCAUCAGGUCUUCUUCGAAAAGGUGCAUCCGUCGUGCCCCAUGAUCCAUCGGUAUCGAUACCUGGCCGCCAUGAACCUAGCCCCGAAUCAGCGGCCGCCCGUGUGCCUGAGGUACGCCAUGUGGACGCUGGCCUGCUCCAUCACGGACAAGUACACGGAUUUAAAGGACCUCUUCUACAAGCGAGCCCGCAAGUACGUCGAGGCCGACUACGUCAAGGGGUACGGGGAGCACAUGAUCUCGGUCGCCCACUGCCAAACCCACAUCCUGCUGGCCUGCUACGAGAUGAAGAUGAUGUACUUUCCGCGCGCCUGGAUCAACACGGGGUCCGCCGUUCGCCUCGCUCAGAUGAUCGGCCUGCAUCGGCUCGACGGCAACGGCCUCGACGUGAAGCAGUGCCUGCCGCCCCCCAAGGACUGGACCGAGCGGGAGGAGCGGCGGCGAACCUUUUGGAUGGCCUUUUGCGAAGAUCGAUACGCGAGCAUCGGCACCGGAUGGCCCAUGACGAUUGAUGAGAGGGACGUCCUGACGAGGCUGCCGUCGUCGGAGGAGGCUUUCAACAUGAGCCGACCGGAGCAGACGCAGACGCUGAACGAGUGCACCGGUCCGUCGGGCGCCGGCAAGCUGUCGUCGUUUGGCGGCGUCGUCCUCCUGGCCUCCCUGUUCGGCCGCAACCUCGUCCACCUGCAUCGGCCCGACGACGACGACCUCGACCACGACCUCAACGGUCCCUUCUGGAAGCGGCACCGCCACCUGGACAACAUCCUCCUCGGCACCUCCCUCGGCCUCCCCGGUCACCUCAAACUCCCCGCCGGCUUGGCCAACCCCAACGUCGUCUUCACCAACAUGAGCAUCCACACGUCGACCAUCUGCCUCCACCAGGCCGCCAUCUUCAAGGCGGAGAAGAACAAGCUCGCGGCCUCGGUCGGGUCCGAGAGCAAGAUACGGUGCAUCACGGCGGCCAACGAGAUUGCGAGCAUCAUGAGGACCAUCUCCCACAUGGACCUGUCGGCCAUGAACCCCUUCAUCUCCUUCUGCCUCUACGUCGCCGCUCGGGUCUUUGUGCAGUACCUCAAGAGCAGGCCGGACGAUGCCCAGACGGUGGACUCGCUCCGGUUCCUGCUCUCGGCCAUGAACGCGCUGAAGCGACGGAACCCGUUGACCGAGUCGUUUCUCGUCCAGCUGGACGUGGACUUUGAGUCCUUGACGGCGCGCAUCCCCCAGCUCAGGAAUGCCUUUCCGCGGUCCGGUGAUAGCCCCGGCGCGGCGGGCAACGGGACGAAGUGUCAACCGCCCGCCGAGAACGCGGAAGGUGUCCCGGGCAUCCUGCCCUACCGAAACAAAUGUCAGUUCCUGAAGACGCCGGCGGAUGAGGGCAACGCGGCCGCGGCGCUGGACCCGAUGGAAAACCCGGCCGACCGACCGGCAGCCGGCCCGGACGCGUUCGAAUCGUCCUGGCUCUCCCCCGACCGGCAGGCGAUGCCUGCGCUGACGCCGAGCUCGGGAACCAUGUACGAAAAGAACGGGCCGGCGAGCAGCGGGCCGAUGUCCGGAUUUGGGGAAAGCAGCGGCGAGAUGCAGGAACUACGGGCUUCGCCUGAAGGUGGACUGUCCAACGGUCCGACGCCCAACUCGUCGAGCGGAGGCGGCUCGGAUGGAAAGUCUCACCUAGGCGCCGGGCCACUGCUGAACGGGUCGGCGCAGGACGCUGCGUAUCGGACGAGCUCGAUGGGACCCCACCAAGGCGUCAUGAGCAAUGGGUUGGACGUGCCGGUAGGUGGCCACCAGAGCUUCUUUGGCGAGACAACCUCGUUCGGCCUCGGCCCAGACAUGGGCGCGGCGGAGGCAGGUGUCAACUUUGGCAUGUCAUCGAGCGGCGGCUGGGCAGACCUGAACGGGGAGACACCUGCAAUGCAACCGGUGGGAGAGGGCGUGCUGCGGGCGCUCAUGAACAUGGGGCCGAUGGAUGCCAUGGACCUGUCAUCGUGGGAUAACGGAACCGACACUCACAUGAGGAGUUGA